Messenger RNA from Lates calcarifer (barramundi perch), 1922 nucleotides. RefSeq lists its product as uncharacterized. Bases 36 to 569 code for a protein of 177 amino acids. The transcript is spliced from 3 exons. The record is from RefSeq and is a predicted model, not a curated record. Lineage: Eukaryota; Metazoa; Chordata; Actinopteri; Centropomidae.
AAUCAUUUUUAUCACUUUUUAGUCAAUGGCUGAAUAUGCUGAAAAAAGUGAAAAAGAGUCUUUCAUCACCUCUCAGUCCUUGUAAAAGACAUCAGGUACCACACAUUAAUCUCCACGAUCUGGUGCCUGAGCAGAUCUUAGACAAAGAUCCGCCAACUCCACCUGUUAGUGACAGAGAGACACCCUCCCCGGGACCUAUGACUUGUGCUUCCCCAAGGGAGAAAGGCAGGAAUUCUCCCCGUACAAAGUAUUACAAUGGAAGUGCACAUUCAGUAGGGUGUCUGCGUCAUGGCACUAUCAAUAACGCCCAGGCAGUGAGGGCGGUUUAUCUGCUGAUGGGAGGGGCCGCUGCUUCCUCUGCUAUGGGUUACUUAGGCGCAUGCUCACCCUCCAAUCUGGAAGCUAAAGCUCCUGACCUGCCACUCAACACAGAUUUCUCUGGCAUGGGACCAACAGGAACAUACCACACCAGCGGCCCCGCACUCGACUCCCCUCACUUCAACAGCUUUGACUUUGAGGUGGCAGACUCUGAUUUUGAUGCUUUUGAUUGCGGUGGGUUUACUUUCUGAUGGGAAUGGUUACGGGUAUGGACAGCUUUAAUGAUACUAAAAGACAUAUCUGAUAUUGUGUCAUGAUUUGUCCAAAUGGCAGAACCAUGUGAAAAUGAUGCUUUUUAGGAGACAUCACCUUUUAAGCAGACUUGUUGGCAAACAGUUGCAUACAGUAUUGAUAUAUUCAGCAGUCCUGUCUCUGUCCACCUGGCCUAAGUCUUUCAGCUUUGUUUUUGGUCUCUACCAGUUCCUGAGAGAAAUAUCUGUCUGUUUAGCUGCUAAAUGCUCCACUAUGUUCACCAGCUAGUUGCUAACUCUGUCUUUGUGAGUGGUUAGAGUGAACCAAAGUUGUGGGCCACAUGCAUUGCGCACUGCGUUGGGCAGUCUCCCACACACAAGCACAUAUUUCUGGUAGAUUACUCUGAAACAUGAACUGAGUAUUGACAGUGUUAAUAGUUGUUGCCAUUGUGUCUUUCCAGAAUGGAAAAAUCCUGUCUGUGAGGUAUUAUAAACCGUGCAGGUUUUUUGUGUCUCAUAAGCCGUUAAACACAUUAAUCUGUUACUCCAACUAGACUUUCUGGAUUGUAUUGCAUUGUCUGGCUGACACCUAACACGCCUCCACCAACACACCCCUUGUCCUGUAUUCACAUAGGAUCUGAGUCCCUGCUGAGGAUGUGACAUAUUCAUACAAUAUCUAUAUUUUUGAAUUAUUGGAAUAUUUUGUAACAUUUAAUUACAUUUGACAUCACUGAAGUGAUGUAAGGCAAAGUAAAAUGUUUUCACUAUGUGAUUAUGAAUUCCAUCAGUAUAAACUGUAACAUUUAUGUUGUGAUACAGACACAAUGAUCAUUAUUGCAAAAUUAAUUUUCUGCAUAUUGCCCACCCCAUAUAUAUGCAUUAUUUGGCAUGAUUAUUACAUCAUCAAUCAUUUCAUAUAAUAUCUCUCAGUGAUUAUGAAUCUGAAAAUUCAUAAUAUGUUAUGUUGUUAAGCUGUGAAUGAACCAUGUAUGUUCACUAUACCAUUGAUAUUAAUGGAAGAUUUGCGAUAUGGCGCACUUGUGUACCAUUUCAACAUAAUAUUUUAGGGAGCAUUAUACUUAUUAUAUAACCUUGAGUGGAUUAAAAUAGAUCUGUAUCAGAUAUUUGAUCUAGUAAGAGUUAACCUCUGACUGUGGACAAAUCAAUCUAAUAGGGCUUUUCUGAAUCUCAGCAUCAUCCACUGUUGUGCUGUGUACAGUGUUUCUUUCAAAUAUCCAGCUGUUAUGUGCUUAUGUCCUAUGUUAGGUUGAAAGCAAGUUUAUGUUGUGAUGUCUAUUUGAGCCCCUGUUACUUAUGAGCAUAUGAAUAAAAUGUGUACAUCUGUCAGGUUAA